AUGACAUCAGGACAGCAAGCUAAGACUAUCAGCGACAUCAAGAACAGUGCUGUCUUGAGUCACCUGACAGAGGGAUCAGUCGGCUCCAAAGAGUUAGGUAUUUGGUACGACAGUGACAGCGACUCGGAAAAAGAUGGGGAAGAGCAGGAAGAGGUGGAGGCAGGCGGAAGUGAGGAGGAUGCUGGAAGGGAUAGCGACAGCGAGGACAGUGCUGCAGAGAGCAGCGACUCGGUCUCGACCCCCGAGUCGUCGCCGCCGAGCCAUCGUGCUGCGGUGGCGCACGGCCAGGAUGAUGCCUGUUCCAUUGCUUUUGGAUCUUUUGACGCCAACGGCAGAUGGAAGUGGUCAAAGGUGCGUCGGGAAGAUGCGAUAGACAAGGAGCUUGCUCAUGAGGACGCAACAGAUGCACAGCUCGCGCAGCCCGCGCUCAACAGACAUGAUCGUGCUCAUUUCGCAAUGACCGGUGGUGCGGGCAAGCUGGAUGGGCACACAACUCCUUCGAACUUGUUCUGGACCCACCCAGCCAGGGCAGCUCAAACCGACGUGUACGAUUUCGACGACGAGGCGUACGACGUUGUCGGAUACACGUCGUAUCACCCACGCGAGUCGUCCAGAGAGGGACACAGCAUCGUUGUGCCAGUUCGCAUUCGGCUCGAAGACGACUCCUCAAGCGAUGAGAGCGAGUCAAGCAGCACGUCUGGCACAUCAUGCAGCACGUCGAGCGAAUCGAGCGGCAGUGACCCCGAAGCGCGUCGAAGAGCCAGGGUGCACAUGCUUCAACGACUAGGUCGCAACGUUGCGAUCCCGCAGCGGCGUGCCUCAGCUGUGAGGCUCGGCCAUGGAGCGGCGCCGAGACGACCCCCUUCGCUCGACGAGAUCUCAAAUCGUGUCGUGUCAGGCUCAGGAUGCACCUAUGCCAGAGGUACAUCAGCAACUAGCGCAAGGUAUCGUGAACAGCAGCGAGCCGUGAGCUGUCCAUCCCCACUCCUGACACAGCAAGCGUGGUUCGGCGAGGUGCAUGUUAUGGUAACGCCGCCCACGCCACAAAUGUCCUCGGAAAAGAUCCCAGGCGUCGUCUUCAAAAGCCAGCACGUGCGCCCUUGUGCGUUCUCCACCGACGCACACGGUAAUCUGGUGGCACCUGCCUUCGAUGUUGCGCCAGGUAGACAGAGGAUGUUGGAAGAGAGGGAGCAACAGGCAAAAGAAUGGUUACAGGCUUUCAAAGAGCAGCAACAGCGACAGCAACAGCAACAGCAACAGCAACCGGACCGACAAGGCUUGCACCUCAAAUUGGGAGCUGGAUCUGCGGCUCCUCCUGUGGCUACGGAGCAGCAAGUCGCCGCGACAUUUGCGCCAAGCAGUCCAACACGUCGCAAAUCUCCAUCUUCACCUUCCCUCGGAUGCGAGGAUGAGCCUGCGGCGCCUACGUUACUGUUACAACCCGGCGGACCUCCGAUCCCGCCUCGACGACGCAGCUUCGGCGGUCAACGUCAUGCUUCAGGGCAGAUCAAAGCCAUCGACGUGACUGAGGCUUGUGUGUCCAGACCUCCGAGCGCCGAGAAACCUCAAUGCACCGGACUGCCAGUCAACGUACCUGGCAAGACCACGUCUAUCAGUGCGUCAUCAGGACCGGCCGCCGCUGCCGUCGCCGGCGCAGCCGCUCCUCGUCGUCGAUCGCUGGUGGCGAGGCUCGGUCUGCGCAAGCCGAGCAAGGAAGUCAAGGCGGCACGCGAAGCUGUACUCGACGCUUGCAAAACAGUACCUGCCGCUGUAGCCUGA
This is a messenger RNA of Pseudozyma hubeiensis SY62, 1779 nucleotides long. Its product is annotated as rhamnogalacturonase A precursor. NCBI's taxonomy places the organism in Eukaryota, Fungi, Basidiomycota, Ustilaginomycetes, Ustilaginales, Ustilaginaceae. The coding region runs from base 1 to 1779 and encodes 592 amino acids. The record is from RefSeq and is a predicted model, not a curated record. The transcript has a single exon.